UAAGUACGGCCUAGGACCGGGGGUUCAUUUUCACUCCACGCAUACCACGUGCAACGCCAUUAGAAUUCAGUGGUGGCGCCCUUCCCAUCGACCAUGUCGGCCGCAUUCGCGUAUGCGUGAACGAUCUUGCGAAAUCCUACAAUUUCACCUUGUAAAUUCCCACUAAAUACAGGUUUAAUCCACCCAAAUUUUCUUGGUUUCUCGUUUUGGAACGGAGCACCAUGCCAGGCCUUCUGGAUCGGCCCAAACUCACACAGGCAAUGGCUGCCGCACUGCGACAUCACAUACUCAAAGAGCGGGAACGUAAACGGCAAGAGGAGGAAGAAGCAGAUAAAGCCAUUGAGAGGAAGAGAGAGGAGGCGGAGCGUCUGAGAAAGAAGGCGGAGGCGGAAUCAUUAUCCCUGGAAGAGACCAAGGAUCAGAUUAAAUCAAUGGAAGAGAAAUUGAAGUCUCUUCAAACGGACAAACAUGAGCUGUUCUUGCAACUGAAGAAGGUUCUGAAUGAGGGUGAUAACCGCCGACGUCAACAAAUGAAGGAGAAGAGUGACUUGAUGGUUGCUAUGGGUCAUCACCAGUAUCACCCUGCGAUGCACAUGCCAGGACCACACAUGAUCGUUCAGGGUGCCCAUAUGCAAGGCAGGCCUGCCAUGUUGGACAAGGGACAUGUGUACCGAACAGCAGCGCAACAACCUACGCAGGGUGUCCACGGUGUGAAGAGAAAUCGUAGCCCGUCUCCGCCAGUGGUUGAACUGUACCCUCAGCAUCCAGUGCAGCAAGGGCCGUAUGCCCAGGGGCCGUACGGACAGAGCCAGGCCUCUCAUGGCUCAUACAGGCAAGGCCAUCAGCCUUACAGCACCUCACAAGCCAACUCCAGCUAUGUCAACCAAUCGGCGACCGGCUAUCCACCUGGCCAGCAGGCAGUGCAUGCUGGGUAUGGAGCGGGUAGCCAAUCAAGUGCCAGCAAAUACCGAGGGGAGUCAGCGUUCAGCUCCUACCCGAAUCACUUCGUGCCUCAGCAGACCCCACAGGCUUACCAGGCUCAGCCCCAUCGUUAUAUCCACGGUGGCCAGUCAGCCUCUGCAGCCAGCAUAGCAGUGCACCAGCAACAGACAGUGGACCAGUCUGUCAAGCAAGGUCCGUAUGCUGAUGAGCAGGGCCACUACCAACACAAACUACAGGGCCAGCAUGUGAGACAGAUUGCCGGUGCCCAUCCACAGGCGCUUCAUGCCCAGCAGGCGCUCCUACAACCGCAGGUGCAGUCGCAGGUGCACCUACAGCAGCAGCAAGGAAAGCCGAGUAUGCCAUCUUCCUACACACCCAGACGGAAGCCUGAAUCACCCAUAUACCAACACAAGAAACCUAACCAGCAACAUCAGCAAACACAACCACAGCCACAUGGGACGAGUUACCAGUCCCCCCAGCAGGCUCAGAGGCACGGUAGCUACCCAACUUCACAGAGUCAACAUCAACAGGGCAGCAAUAGAUUCUACUGAGUAAAGGGAUUAGCCAUAGACCAGCAGGGGCGGAGUUAGUGUAUUAAGGGGGUUGAUAAUGGACCGAAUUGCUGAAUGUUGAUAGACUGUUUCGUUAUGCCUUGCCACUGUGCAUGUGAGCAACAAUACGUGCAGUAGAGGCAAUGUAGGCAAUUGUAGUAAAGUGUCUUGCCCAAGAACACAAGCACCAUGUUCCCUAUUAUGGUUGAACCCACAUACUAUCGCACAUUGGUUGGAUGUCGUAACUGUGCAUGUGGGCAGCAAUACAUGCAGUUGAGGCAAUGUAGGCAAUUGUAGUAAAGUGUCUUGCCCAAGAACACAAGCACCAUGUUCCCUAUUAUGAUUCGAACCCACAUACAUCGCACAUUGGUUGGACGUCGUAACUGUGCAUGUGGGCAGCAAUACGUGCAGCAGAGGCAAUGUAGGCAAUUGUAGUAAAGUGUCUUGCCCAAGAACACAAGCAACAUGUUCCCUAUUAUGAUUCGAACCCACAUACAUCGCACAUUGGUUGGACGUCGUAACUGCAUGUGGGCAGCAAUACAUGCAGUUGAGGAAAUGUAGGCAAUUGUAGGAAAAUGUCUUGCCCAAGAACACAAAUAACAUGUUCCCUAUUAUGGUCGAACCCACAUACGAUCGCACAUUGGUUGGACGUCGUAACUGCAUGUGGGCAGCAAUACAUGCAGUUGAGGCAAUGCAGGCAAUUGUAGGAAAAUGUCUUGCCCAAGAACACAAGCACCAUGUUCCCUGUUAUGGUCGAACCCACAUACAUCGCCCAUUGGUUGGACGUCGUAACUGCAUGUGGGCAGAAAUACAUGUAGUUGAGGCAAUGCAGGCAAUUGUAGGAAAAUGUCUUGCCCAAAAACACAAAUAACAUGUUCCCUAUUAUGGUCGAACCCACGUACAUCGCACAUUGGUUGACGUCGUAACUGUGCAUGUGGGCAGCAAUACAUGCAGUCGAGGCAAUUAAGCAAUUGUAGGAAAAUGUCUUGCCCAAGAACACAAGCACAAUGUUCUCUAUUGUGGUUCGAACCCAUAUUAUGGGUGUACAUGUACUACAUACACCCCGAGGACAGACAGACGAAGGGAAGAUAACAGAUUCUUUGUUGCCCUCAAUGUUUAGUGUUGCAACCCACAAUUAGCGUAAUGGCUUUGUAAUGCUGUGAAUAUAAAUGCCAUAAAUGUGUUUUAUUUUGCAAAGAUUGUUGUGCAUGUUUGGUAAGAAAAUACUGGACUACAUAUACAUGUAGAUGUAAUGAUUUUUCAAUAAAAUGGCUGCAUUUGUGUUCAUGGUCUUGAUAUGUAACUCACACAUUUGAAACAUUCAGAACUCUCAAAAUGUUUAUUAUAACGUUGCUUGAGCUAACAAAGAAGAUGCUUGACAAAAACAUACUUUCAUAAGUCAUACAUAUAUACGUGUAACUAUACAUUAUAUCAAGAGUUUUUAAAGAUCAAGUUUCGGACGAAGAUCUCUACAUUUUAAGUAGCAUUUUGUUGUACAUAAUAAGCAUAUUUACCACAUUUUGUUAUCUACAAUUAACCACUCACUUUGAAAUAUACCAGAAUAUCUCAAUGUUUGUAAGAAAACAAGUAACCAGUUUGUUUAUAUUAUUCUUGAAAUAAAGAACUGUCAUGUUAAUGCCAGAGUUUUUCUUGUAA
This is a messenger RNA of Patiria miniata (bat star), 3149 nucleotides long. RefSeq names its product G protein pathway suppressor 2-like. Gene Ontology annotation, biological process: regulation of transcription by RNA polymerase II. NCBI's taxonomy places the organism in Eukaryota, Metazoa, Echinodermata, Asteroidea, Valvatida, Asterinidae. The coding region runs from base 222 to 1493 and encodes 423 amino acids. The record is from RefSeq and is a predicted model, not a curated record. The transcript has 12 exons. Gene Ontology annotation, molecular function: transcription coregulator activity. Gene Ontology annotation, cellular component: transcription regulator complex.